Molecule: messenger RNA, 2131 nt
Organism: Mercurialis annua (annual mercury)
Lineage: Eukaryota; Viridiplantae; Streptophyta; Magnoliopsida; Malpighiales; Euphorbiaceae
Product: beta-fructofuranosidase, insoluble isoenzyme 1-like
Exons: 8
Coding region: 105-1853 (582 amino acids)
Biological process (GO): carbohydrate metabolic process
Molecular function (GO): hydrolase activity, hydrolyzing O-glycosyl compounds
Source: RefSeq, a predicted model, not a curated record
CUUUUUUCAUUCAUUAGAAAAGGUUUGAAUACAUUAGAAAACCAUUAGAAAACCAUUAGUAAACAAGGGUUUAUUUUUGUUAUGUUUAUUUUGCAGUGAUCUUAAUGAUGGGUAUUUCAAAAUUUACCGCAGUAAUUUGUUUUAUUGCCUUUGUUUGCUUGAUAAAGAAUGGCGUAGAAGGAUCUCACAAAAUAUAUCCAGAAUAUCAAAGCCUUUCAGCCAAAAUUGUCAAGCAAAUUCAUAGGACUGGAUAUCACUUUCAGCCUGCUAAGCAUUGGAUCAAUGAUCCAAAUGGGCCUAUGUACUACAAUGGAUUGUACCAUCUUUUCUACCAAUACAAUCCAAAAGGUGCAGUCUGGGGCAACAUUGUGUGGGCACAUUCUGUAUCAAAAGAUUUGAUCAACUGGGAAUCACUCGAGGCUGCAAUUUACCCUUCCAUACCGACCGAUAUCAAGGGAUGCUGGUCCGGAUCAGCCACCGUCCUACCCGACAAAACGCCCGUGAUCCUUUACACCGGCAUUGACAAAAAAGAGCAUCAAAUUCAAAACUAUGCCGUACCAAAAAAUUUAUCUGACCCGUAUCUCCGCGAGUGGAUCAAACCGAAAGAAUAUAACCCCGCGAUCAAUCCAGGUCCAAAAGUCAACGCUAGCGCCUUUCGCGAUCCAACUACGGCUUGGUUUGUAGACGGGUACUGGAAUCUAAUUGUGGGUUCAAAGUGGAAUAAAAGAGGAAUUGCUCAUCUAUAUAAAAGCAAAGAUUUUAAAACAUGGGUCAAAACUAAACGCCCACUUCACUCCAAUGCGAAAACCGGCAUGUGGGAGUGUCCGGAUUUCUUUCCGGUCGCAUUGUCCGGCCAAAACGGAUUGGAAACUUCCGUUAUUAAUAAAAAUGUGAAGCAUGUAUUGAAGGUUAGCUUGGAUUUGACAAGAUAUGAGUAUUACACUAUUGGUACUUAUGACAAGAAAAAGAAUAGAUAUCGUCCUGAUAAAGAUUUAAUCGAUGGUUGGGCUGGACUUAGAUAUGAUUAUGGAAACUAUUAUGCUUCUAAAACAUUUUUUGACCUAAGUAAGAACAGAAGAAUCUUGCUAGGUUGGUCUAAUGAAUCUGAUUCUACUCACCAAGAUAAAGAGAAAGGAUGGUCUGGAAUUCAAACCAUUCCAAGAAAAAUAUGGCUUGAUGGGAGUGGAAAACAAUUGAUUCAAUGGCCAGUUGAAGAGUUGGAAACUCUUAGAGGAAACAAGGUUCAAUUGGUUAAUCAAGAGAUCAAAAAGGGACAACAUAUUGAAGUUAAAGGCAUUACUGCUGCUCAGGCUGAUGUUGAUGUAGUCUUCUCAUUCAAAAGCUUAGAGAAAGCUGAACCAUUUAACCCUAAAUGGACGAAAAUUGAUGCACAAGAUGUUUGUGCUGCAAAAAGAUCAAAAUCUCAAGGUGGUGUUGGUCCAUUUGGCCUCUUGACAUUGGCCACUGAGCAUCUUGAAGAAUUCACUUCAGUCUUUUUUAGGGUUUUCAAAGAUGCAGAUAAAUUUAAAGUUCUCUUUUGCACUGAUCCAACAAGCUCUACCUUGGAACAUGACAAAAACAACAAAAUAUACAAACCAACUUUUGCUGGCUUUGUUGAUGUUAAUUUAGCCGAUAAGAAGCUUUCACUUAGAAGUUUGAUCGAUCAUUCUGUGAUAGAAAGUUUUGCAGCCGGAGGCAAAACUGUAAUCACGUCAAGAGUAUAUCCAACUAAAGCUAUUUUUGACCAUGCUCAUCUAUAUGCAUUCAACAACGGAUCUGAAACCGUGACUGUAGAAACUCUUAACGCUUGGAGCAUGAACAAACCCGUUAUGAACACGCCCGUCGAACACUAAGGAGGAGAACAUUAGGGUUUUCCAUCAAAAAUAAUAGGGGACUAUCUUGAAAGAAGAGUUUCUUGUUCACUAUUUUAAACAUCUUGUUAUAUGAUUCUUAAUAUUUUUUGCAUAGUAUGUAUACCCUUUAUUUGUUAUGGGGUACCUGAAUUAUUGUUUUCUUAAAAUUUGUUCAUUUAAGUAAUUGAUUUUGAGCAAGUAGAGCUUGUCUACUUGUUAAAGAAAUUAUUACUACUACAUUUAUUCAAUAAAUUGAGAGCAUCACCCUUGCAAUGCUA